Messenger RNA from Tuber aestivum (summer truffle), 2483 nucleotides. Lineage: Eukaryota; Fungi; Ascomycota; Pezizomycetes; Pezizales; Tuberaceae. The record is from the annotation of a GenBank genome assembly.
AUCCACAACCUACGAUGGCCCUCACUUCGGAACUGUUUUCGGGGCUCUGCUUGAUAACACUUGCCGGCAUUGUUUUGCUAUUACAGCGACACUAUCUCCCAUUAAGAACUACUCCAGAGUAUCUGAUCGUUGCUACAUUCUUUCCUCUUUUAAUCUCAUGCUCUAUCGUGAUCCUGGUGCCUAUAGACCUUGCUUCCUCGGCAGCGGGGGAUGACGGCUCUCGAGGUAUUCCCCCUUAUCUUUAUCCCUUAUUAAACCUUUGACUUGAUAACUUAUGUUUGGGGCGCAGGUGUUGUAUUGCAUGAACGGGUUCUCCUAGUCGCCUGGCGAGUUUCGUACUGGCUAUGCUUCGUUUUGACAUGGUAGGGUUCCUCCCGGUAGGCUUUAGGUCAUCUGCUAAUGGUUCAUUUUCCCUCCCAGGGCUGUCCUCCCGAUCCUUCAGUCAUACAGCAGUUCCGGUCACCGUUCUCCUCGUAAUCGGUUGAUGGAAGCACUUCGCGAAAAUGCUCGAUAUCAGCUAAUGGUUUUAUCUGUCGGACUUGUCGGACUUAUCUACGUAUUUAUCACCUCUGGCGUGCGUCUCUACUCGCUCAAAAGCCUCGUUAUGGCGUUGUCAUACUUUUAUGCCUUGUCUAUCGCUAUCUUCCUUAUGGGCCAUGGCCUCGUCGCUGUACCGCGUGGUGUAAUGCGGAAUGCCAGUGUUUCUGGGAAAUUGAGGAGAAUACAGGUGCAUGCACCCAGAGCUUACGACAAGCUGCUGGAUGCAACAAACAAUCUGGAAGAUGUUGAAGUGGACAUUAGGGAAGUGAUGAAAAGGAAGCAUGGAUCUGCAAGAGAGUUUCAAGAUUGGAUUGGGGAGCUUGGUGAUAUGCUCCAGCUUCCAGAAUCGGCGAUCCCCGUGCGGUCACGGGCCGGGGUGCCCCUAGUGAUCACCGAGCAGUAUCUAGCAUCGCUGACGCAACGGUUCAAAAUUGCGACCCAUAAGAAGGCUAGAUUCAACUCCGAAUGGCAGGCGCUAGUGCAGUCUGCGGCAGACGCACAGGCUGUUUUAGACUCGUCAAGAACCAAGCGAUUGAAGUUUACAAGACAUUUUUCUGGCUCAUCGAUUUUUGAAAGGAUACCCUUUUUGAAUGCUUAUACUCGCCAUGUUCUUCAUUAUUACGUUUUGCCUCACUUCUACCGAGCCAUCGCCGCCUUCCUGGCGCUUGCCUCUACCUGUAUAGUUUGGUCAGAAUUGGUUCAUGGAUUUGCUCCAAAGCUCUCGCUGGUUAGUUAUACUGUCAUUCACCAUCCAUAUUCGACGAGCGGUCAGGUCGGUCUUGCCGGCCAAGUGAUUGCGGCGGGUUGGAUAGCAUAUAUGUGCGCGUGUGCCUAUUCAUCCUUGACGACGGUCAAGGUCUGGGGGACCCAUGCACUUGUCAAAAGGAUGACCUCGGGGAGCUCAGCAUGCUUCUACGCUUCAUAUGCAGCACGACUAACUGUUCCAUUGGCCUAUAAUUUUACGGGAUUGCUCGAUAAGGAUGUGCUCGGUGAUGAGACUGUUUUCUACAAGUUUCUCGGAAAGCUCAUCAGCCUUACCCCUCUUGGAGAAGGCCUCGACGGAUACUUCCCUGUACUCAUAUUGCUCCCUGUUGCUGCGACAGGAUUCGGCUUUUACGGGUGGGUUAAGGAUAUGUUCGGAAUAUCUGGGAACGUGAUGGAAGACGAGGAUGAGGACGAGGAUAUUGGUACUGGAGGAUGGAGAGAAGGCAGAGAUUUGAUUGAGCGUGAACUCCUCGGUGCCUCUGGUGGCUCAACCGGCAUUAGGGGCCUUCUUCCAGCAACACGAGCCCAGCCCCCCGCUGUCGGUCCCGGAACCUCGAGGACUUCUAGAGAGCAACCUGGGUUAGGCCGCACGGGCCCUAUUCGCCUGACAGAUGACGGCGAGGCGGAUGCAGCACCACCACAAGGAGGCUUCCUGGGAGGGUUCUUCCAUAGGGUCAAAAACACCCUAGAUACAGUCGAGACCCCCGGGUGGAUUGAAGAUUUGAAGGAAAAUGUCAAGAGGCCAAAGUGGAUGUCCGGAGAGGGCGGCAGUAGCAGCGGUGCACCGAGACCCAGAUGGCCGCGAUUUAGAGAUGGUGACGGCGAAGCUAGUGGGCUACUAGGGAGGUGAUAGGGGCCGCUUUUUUGUUCUCUGAUUGUCGGUUUCGUUAGUUGGGCGUUUUUCUGAUUUGCGGAUAGAAAAUUUGGGAGGGGUCAGGAUUCUUUUCUUGCUUUUUUUUCGUGUUUCUUUUUCUUUGCGAAUGGGUUAGAGGCUGGCGAAAUUAGUUAAUAUCUGUUGGAAGGGUGGUGUAUUGUUUAAGGAUAAUAACGAUCCUGAUACAUACGGUAUCCUUGUUUGUGAAAUCAUUGUAAGGUGCCUAAUUAGGGCUUGAGAGUAUUAGACUGCCGCACCAGUACUGUCUAUAUCUAAACUAAUCUGAGCAUCACCUGUCACUCUU